Molecule: messenger RNA, 1228 nt
Organism: Paramuricea clavata
Lineage: Eukaryota; Metazoa; Cnidaria; Anthozoa; Malacalcyonacea; Plexauridae
Source: the annotation of a GenBank genome assembly
AUGUUAAAAGAUUGCUUCGGUGGAGUCUUAUGGAAUUCCGUAAAAAUUGUUCUAUUGGUGGACUCUAUACUUAUUGUUGUUUUUAUUAUUGUGAGUGGUAAGCCUUGGUUUCAGCCAAGCUAUCUUGGGAAAAACAGCCACAGUACACAACCAAAUGACAAUCAAGGUGAAAAGCAUGAAUGCAAGUAUGACGAAUCAUUCAAUGUCUUCUGUGAAGAAUUCGUUAAAGAAAACCGAUUAAGCAGGAGAAUAUAUUUUCAAAGAUAGCGAGACACAAUGUUUGGCCAAAACCACUCAAAAUUUUAAUCAGGCCAGAACAACCAGACAUCUGCCAAACGGUCAUUGCUGUAACAUACGUCAUAGCGGAACAUACGUCAUAGCGGAAGUAAAAUGGACAGAGCACGUUGUUGUUGUCUUGAUAGUGUACAAAGUGUAGGGUAAAAAUAUAUAUGUUGUUUUGUGUGGUUUUAUAUGUGAUUGUUUUUACCGUUUCAAUGAGAAAUACGAGAGAAGUAGUAUGAGUAAAGAACGAUUAACACAUGGCGCCCAAGGUGAAACAUAUAAGUUAUUUAUUUGAACUGUUUUGAGCGAAAAAUUUAGUCAAAUGUCGAAGGAAAAUUGAGAGUGACUUCGCGCCAAAAGAGGCGGUUAUCGCGGGGUGACAACCAAGCUGAUAAAAGAAUCACUCGAGAUUCUUGAGUCAACCUAUGUAGAUAUUCAACGAUGCGAAGUUAUUUCCAAACAACUCGAAGAUAAAAUGACGAUUUUAAAAGAAUUAAAUGACGAAAUUCUUGGUAUAUGCGAAGUAAGCGAGAUAGAACACAAAAUCGAAGAAGCGGCAGUUGUUAUUGACCGAAUUCUCAACACAAAAAGCAAAAUCGAAGCAGCAAAGAAGAUGCCCAAUGUGGAAAAUGUUAGCGUUGUCACAUCACCGACCAUUAGUGCUAUAACUCAAAUCGAAAACAGCUUGAAUAUGAGCGAAAAUACAGGUAAUUUAGCGACCAACAGUGAAAAUAGCGUGACAGAUAAUAGUGUAAACAGUGCGAGUAAUGUUGACACUAAUACGAGCAAUAUUGCAACAAGUAAUAUUAAUACAAACACGAGUUCGCUGAAUGUUAGCACCCCCGUUAGUCCUGUCAGUGUGCCAACAUGGUUGACAUUGCAGAAACUGCCAAAGGUCGAACUUCCAAAAUCCCAGCAUGUUCUGAAGGCCGAACCGGACAGUUAA